ACGCGCCACGUGGCCGGGAGACGCACAGGGCGCCGGCGUCGCCGCGAGGCCUCUGGGGUGGGUUCGCCAGCAGGGCACGUUCGCGCCGCGCCGCGGAGGGAGGCUAAGAGGGCCGGGCCGGGCGGCGGGGACACGGCGGUACGGUCCUGCGCUCGGGAACGCGGAAUGUUGCCCUGGUCGCCGCCGCGGUGGGGCGCGGGCCCGGAGGAGUCACCCGAGGGACCAGGCCUUCCGGCGGGCAAGGACCAGGGCGAGCCCUGGAGCGCCGGAGCGGACGCCCCCAGGGAGCUGGGGACACCCCCAUGGGACAGCCCACAGCCCCCAUCCCGUAGCCCUUCCUGGAUCUGGAGAGAGCAGCUGCUGCUGCCCCACCACCUGCCAGGCCCGGCCACUGAGCAGCCCCCCGGAGCCCCAGAUCCCCGUUCCCCCCAGGUGGCCCCCUCGAGGAUGACUCCACUAGCGCCCUGGGACCCCAAGUAUGAAGCCAAAGCAGGACCUCGGCUGGUGUGGGGGGCCAACUGUAGCUCAGGAGCCUCGUUCUCAGGCCGGACGCUGUGUCACCCCUCGUUCUGGCCGCUGUAUGAAGCAGCCUCGGGCAGGGGUCUCAGGCCCGUGGCCCCUGCCACAGGGCACUGGAAUGGACAGCAGGCGCCCCCAGAUGCAGGGUUCCCGGUGGUGUGCUGUGAAGAUGUCUUCCUCUCGGACCCUCUGCUGCCCCGGGGGCAGCGUGUUCCCCUGUACCUGUCCAAGGCCCCCCAGCAGAUGAUGGGCUCCCUGAAACUGCUGCCGCCGCCCCCCAUCAUGUCUGCCAGGGUGCUCCCCCGCCCAUCACCCUCCCGGGGCCCCUCCACUGCCUGGCUCAGCGGGCCGGAGCUGAUCGCUCUCACUGGCCUGCUGCAGAUGAGCCAGGGGGAGCCUAGGCCCAGCUCCUCCGCGGUUGGCCCCCCAGACCAUACCUCUGACCCACCCAGCCCCUGUGGUAGCCCCAGCAGUUCUCAGGGUGCUGACCUCUCUCUCCCACAGACCCCAGACACUCAUUGUCCAUAGCCUUCUCGGGGCAGAGUGGGCUGGUUGUGUUGAUAAUAAAACAGUGUUGGUUUGCAAAACAGGCUCCGUGUGGCUGGGAGCAGAGUAAGUCAUAGAGGCAGGAAUGGGGUCUCU
This is a messenger RNA of Gorilla gorilla gorilla (western lowland gorilla), 1161 nucleotides long. It is a transcript of the gene SAP25, whose product is annotated as Sin3A associated protein 25. The record is from RefSeq and is a predicted model, not a curated record. The transcript is spliced from 6 exons. Lineage: Eukaryota; Metazoa; Chordata; Mammalia; Primates; Hominidae. Gene Ontology annotation, cellular component: cytoplasm; nucleus. Gene Ontology annotation, biological process: regulation of DNA-templated transcription. Bases 166 to 1047 code for a protein of 293 amino acids.